Oncorhynchus tshawytscha (Chinook salmon) is the source of this 663-nucleotide messenger RNA. RefSeq names its product complexin 2 (gene cplx2b). Gene Ontology annotation, cellular component: terminal bouton; SNARE complex. Gene Ontology annotation, molecular function: syntaxin binding. The record is from RefSeq and is a predicted model, not a curated record. NCBI's taxonomy places the organism in Eukaryota, Metazoa, Chordata, Actinopteri, Salmoniformes, Salmonidae. Gene Ontology annotation, biological process: synaptic vesicle exocytosis; regulation of neurotransmitter secretion; neurotransmitter transport. The transcript has 4 exons. Bases 194 to 610 code for a protein of 138 amino acids.
ACCAAACGGUGGAGAACAGACAGACUGGUUGGUUGGGGACCGAGAGAGACGCCGCCUGACUUUCUCCAGCUGCUCCAAGGUUGGAUCAAGAGGUACACACAGACUGCGGAAGGCAACAGAGACCUGGUAAAGAAGGGGUGACUACAUGCACAGUUGUGUUUGUCUGUAGAAGACCAGAGUAUCAGAAGGAACCAUGAAUUUUGUGAUGAAGCAAGCCUUAGGUGGGGCCACUAAAGACAUGGGGAAAAUGUUAGGAGGAGAGGAGGAGAAGGAUCCAGAGGUCGCGAAGAAGAAGAAGGAGGAAGAGGAGGAGAGACAGGAGGCACUGAGACAACAGGAAGAGGAGAGGAAGGAUAAGCACCGGAAAAUGGAGGCAGAAAGAGAAGUAGUACGACAGUCCAUCAGAGACAAGUAUGGACUGAAGAAGAAGGAGGAGAAGGAGGCGGAAGAGAAGGCAGCCAUGGAGCAGGCCUGUGAGGGGUCUCUGACACGCGCCAAGAAGGCCAUCCCAGCCGGGUGCGGAGACGAGGACGACGAGGAUGAGGAGAGCAUUCUGGACACCGUCCUCAAGUUCCUCCCUGGACCUCUGCAGGACAUGUUCAAGAAGUAAUGAACACAUCAACAAUAACAACACAUGGUUCGGUCCAGCCAGGGGAGGGGAGA